Messenger RNA from Nerophis lumbriciformis (worm pipefish), 573 nucleotides. The record is from RefSeq and is a predicted model, not a curated record. NCBI's taxonomy places the organism in Eukaryota, Metazoa, Chordata, Actinopteri, Syngnathiformes, Syngnathidae.
AUGGACUUGGCCGAGGAGUCGUCGCCCGCCCUGGCGUUCGAGAAGGACGCCUUCGAGCUGACGGUGGAAGACGUCUACGACAUCUCCUACGUGGUCGGACGGGACUUGCUGAGGAUCAGCCGAACGGGCGAGGAGGUGUCCGACCUGCAGUUUCGCAUAGUCCGCGUACUGGAGAUGUUCGAGACCAUGGUCAACAAGUACAACUUGUCUUUGGAGGAACUGCGAAUGGAGCGGGACAACCUCAAGAGUCAGCUGGACCUAAUGCUCACCGAAAGCACGAGAGCGACGGGAGCCAAUCAGAUGGUGGUGGACCUCAACGACCCCAACAGGCCUCGCUUCACCAUGCAUGAGCUGAAGGAGGUGCUACAGGAGAGGAACCACCUGAAGGCCCAGCUAAUGGUGGCUCAGGAGGAACUGCAGCUCUACAAGAGCGGGAUUCUGCCGCCGGGCCAAGCGCCCAUGGUGGAAGUGGACCUGGAUCAGGACCGAUCGGAAAAAAACGGAGCGGCCGGCGACGCCAAAGAGGAGAAGACCACCGCCAUUGGGAAAUUGUUUUCGUUCCGACGGAAAUGA